AACGAUAACAUCGAAUCGAGGACGCGCCUCGAAAGCGAAUUGUCCUGACUGAUGAUGAUGCACGGGUUUGAAUUGAAAAGUUGUGUGCAGUUACCUUCGAACGUAUAGUUUCAAUCAACGAGCCAAAAAACAAAGAAAAUUGUGACCGAGCUACCGGGAAGGUACCAAGACGAGUUUAGCCGCGUGAGAACUCGUGAGUUCCUCUGACAGGACGGACGGCACGAAACUGGAUGGAAAACUGGCAUUUUGCAUUUGAAUGUCCGGCGCCCCAUGGACAUAUGGUCCAAAAUGUUUCUCAAGACUCCACACGACGUAGAAGUUCGAAUCCGUGGUAACAAAAGUGCUACUAAUUUGCCCUGCCGGAGUCCCUAACUGACAUUCCAGCCAAGAUCAUAAUCGAUUUGGAACCGUCUCUGAAGAAAGUGUCGACUCGUUUUCGAUCAUUGUUGACUUCACGAUCAAGGUCACUCGGCCGUUCCAGCAGAAGGGAUAACAAGUGAAAAAACCCUCUUUCUAUGGCACUUGCGAAAGGAUUACCUUCCGUCACAACCACCCACGUUGAUAGCUCCAAGUAACGUGGCAAGAAGCCAAAUAUUUUAUGACACCUGCAUUGGGGGAUGAGUCUCACGUACUUCGUCCUCGUGAUAUUGGCCUGAAUAAGCAGCAAUGGGAAAGCUUAGUCAUUUGAAGAGGAUCGAUGCACCAGCAUCUGUCAGGCUCAUUGGCACUGAUAAUGGCUUGCUUUUAUAUCUGUGGAUAUGAACAGUUCUUUGCAUCCUUUGAGUAACCUCAAACUGUCUUGUUUAAUUUCGUAAAUGUGUAAUAUACAUGUGCGUUUUCGAGUCUUGGCAGAGCUGGAGGCUGAAUAAUACCAGGAUUAUUUCAUCUGAAUGAUUUCCUUCAAAGUAUCAUCCAACAAGAAGGAGAAUUUGCUGGAUUUAUCAGUGAUACAACACGUAAUAGUGUCCAGUGGAAUAAAAAAAAAAAAAAAACGAUUGAAUUUGUAAUGCAUUCGGAUGCAACGCGAGUGACAUGUGUGGAAGUGUUUAUUUUUAGUAAGGAUUUUAUCAUUUUCGAUUUUUCGUCUCCUGGCGAUUUCGAUCAUCGAUCAACUGCCAAAUAGUUGGAAAAACAAGUUCUCAAUUCGUGCACACAUACUAAUAUAUUCUAAAGUUUUAGUCAUUGAGCCAAAACUUUCAGAGAGCGAUCGAGCACUUUGAAAGGUUGGAAAAAUACGUAAGAUUUAUGACUUGCCACUUCUUGGCCUUGUUCGCCUUCAUAACAUCCGCAAUUCAGAAUCAAAAAUGAGAUACCCAAUCGAGAAAAAGGGAAAAAUUGUUAUUGAAACUGCUCCAUGUACGAAGAAAUUGUACGGAAACUUACAUCGGGAGAUUUUGAGUCAUGCGACCGAGCGGGUGAUCGUCUUUCUGUAAAUGAGCCGGAUGAGAGUCCGGCUUAGAAAGGAUUUAGCCGUAGGAAACGAGCCUGACGAAGAAAGGAGUUUGGGAUCCGAGAACGAAGCUCCAACGUUACUGAGCUCUACGACACUCUCGAAGGAUAACACGAGUUACUUAUUCUCGGGGGCACGGAUAAAUCCUCAGGAUAUUAAAGCGAAAGGAAGAACAUUGGAUUCUCAGGUUCUUCGAAUGUCAUAGCUCCAAAUGAUUUGAUACAUGUUAGCAGCUAAGUGCAUUGGCAAUCAGGCUUCUGCUCCGGAAACUCGAUUUCUUUUCGUUACUCUCAGUUUCUAUGAAUUUAUCGAUCGGAUCGACGUCACCUGCAGCAUCGUGGAAUAGCGCCAAUAAGGCUUUUACUUUGAUUCGUUUUAGCGUCCCGAAAUUUCGGCUUUGCCAAUCGAUAGACUCGGGAUUAAAAAUAGUGGCCCGUCCGUGGUGGGUUAUAGGCAGCAACUAUGAACCGGGCAAUGAUUUUCACAGUGCUUCGAAACCGAAUUGAAGGAUAGCCUUGCAAAUAUCAGAGAGUACAGACAGACAUGAUAGAAUGAGAGAAGAGAAAACGAGGGAAAGAUUGGAACACACAGAUAGGGUAGUAAACUCCAACGAGAGAUCGUGCCCGACGGCGUUUGGAAAGUUUUCAACAAUUUCGGCCUCUCAAAACGCUGACUUGAUAAUGGGCCAGCGUCACUAACUUUCGGCUACAAUCUGCUGGUAUAUUUCUCCUCCCUGUUCUCAGAGCAAGUGAGAAGUGGUUAGGGAAGCGCGGAAGGGGGAUGGGUUUGUGAGUCAGCUUGCGGUUAGACACGGCGAGAAUGAGGGAAGAAUAGAAACAUAGUGAGAAGUUAUCCCGGCAAACACAUGGGUGUUGAUUGACGCAGUUACACCAAAGUAUUUGCGAUCGUGAUUGUCGUUCGAAGUUUAAAACUCGGAUGUCCUAGCGAUUAUACAGAGCAAGUGACGUAACGCGGGAGUGAAUAAAAGAUAAAUCACUGAGUGAGUAUGAAAAGCGAGUGUCUCGCGAAGCGUCUAAUACUUCUGACACCCUUUGGAUCGAGGAAAUCGAAUGAAAGAUUUUCCACGAUCCUAGCACGCCUGGGAUCAUAUUUUGAACAGAUUCCUUCCAAUGGGACAGGGUGAAAAGAAAUUCUUGCAAAGUUGGCUGAAACAUUGGACGAAAAGAGAAGAGGAAGAACAAAGGGAAGGCUCGAAACGUGAUCCAUGCGGAAGAUGAUCGGGUCAAAGAGAACGAAUCGAAAGAGUUCAAGCACGAUCUCUGGGAGGAGAAAGACUGAGUCAUCGAAAGAGACGCCGAGGACAAGAGUAGUGACCCGUGUCAAAGGUAACCACUGAUAGUGCUUCAGGAGAUACUAACUUCUCCGGCGCAUACACCCAGAAGAGUCAAAAUGUCGAUGUCAUUUAAAUUAUCUUGCCUCCAGCUACCUCUCAAUCUGGCGCAGAUGGUAGUUGUGAUUUUGGCCAUCGUCCCGUUCGUAGCUAGCGGUGACCUAAAUUCACGAACGGUCAAGACAAAGUACGGUGACAUUAAGGGGGUCAUUGUGAAGUUGGAACGUAAUUUAGGAGGUGUUGAAGUGUUUCGCGGUGUUCCAUACGCUUCACCGCCCGUUGGUAGUUUACGGUUUAUGCCACCGGUCAAUGGAGCACCCUGGCAUGGGGUUAAAAUUGCUGAUCGCUUUGGUCCCGUAUGCCCACAAAAACUGCCUGAAUUGACCAACGCCAUGCCACCUGGUCGAAUGGAGUAUCUUAGAAGAUUGUUGCCCCUGCUACGUAAUCAAAGUGAGGAUUGCCUCUGCCUCAACAUUUACGCGCCUGCACAAGCGGGCGCAAGAGACAGUGGAAACCGAAGAUAUCCGGUCAUUGUUUUCGUACACGGGGAGAGCUACGAAUGGGGCAGCGGUAAUCCUUACGACGGUAGCGUACUUGCGAGCUACGGAGGUGUCGUCGUUGUCACGAUAAACUACAGGCUCGGAGUCCUCGGCUUCCUGAAUGCAAACACAGAUUCGCACUUACGUUCACCCGCGAAUUACGGCCUGAUGGAUCAGAUCGCAGCGUUACAUUGGGUGCAGGAGAACAUCGGUGUUUUCGGUGGGGAUCCUGGCAAUGUAACCUUAAUAGGACAUGGCACGGGAGCGGCAUGCGUCAAUUUCCUGAUGACUACGAGAGCGGUGCCUGACGGUUAUCUCUUCCAUCGCGGCAUCCUCAUGUCUGGCAGUGCUCUUUCCCCUUGGGCGUUGGUUCGAGGCGCGGCAAAUUACGCGAUGCAAGUGGCCCACCACUUGAACUGUACCCCGGAUGCCACCGAUCCUCAAAAAUUGCUCAAGUGCCUGAGGGAUCUGCCAAUCGAAUCGCUGCUUUCGGCGCCGGUGAAGGGCCUCGCGUUUGCACCAGCCUUCGGUCCAAGCAUCGACGGGGUCGUCAUCGACGCCGGUGAUCCGGACAACAGCGACUUUACGCUUCAAAUCGACACGAUCAAUACGCUCAACAGUCUUCUCAUGAGGAAGUCCGUCGUAGCCAAAUUAUCGAGAUACGAUCUCAUGGUAGGGGUGGUACGAUCCGAAGCGUACUUCACCCUCACAGCGGAGGAUGCGCAGUACGGUAUCGAGGCCGACAGAAGAACGAAAAUUCUUCGAGAGUUCGUGCGGAACACGUACACUUAUCACCAGCCUGAGAUACUCGCGACAAUCAUAAACGAGUACACGGACUGGGAGAAGGCAGUCCAGCAUCCGGUGAACAUCAGGGACGAAACCCUUGAGGCACUGGGUGAUGCGAACACGGUCGCACCGGCCACGAGAACGGUCGAUCUCCACAGCCAAUCGCACAGGAAUUCUUAUCUCUACGUGUUCGAUUAUCAGACGAAAUUCGGCGAUUAUCCUCAGAGACAAGGCUGCAUCCAUGGCGAAGAAUUACCUUAUCUCUUCGGAGCCCCGUUGGUCGGUGGUCUCUCUCACUGGCCGAAAAAUUACACAAAAUCCGAAAUAGCCCUGUCGGAAAGUGUCAUAUUGUAUUUUACUAAUUUCGCGAGAACCGGGAACCCCAACGAGGGCACGCCCGAUCCAGGACCACCGGGACCUCGCCCCGAUCGCACGAAACUCAAGAACGUCGCGUGGACGGCUUAUGAAGAGAAGCACAAGAACUAUUUAAUUAUAGAUACGAAAUCGAAGCUCAAGAGCCAUUACAGAGCUCACCGACUUUCCUUCUGGCUCAAUCUCGUGCCAGACCUUCAUAAACCCGGCUCCGACGAUGUACCCAGAUCUCAUCACCUCCUCGACGCAGAACAGGUGCCACCGCGGUUCAUUCAAAGGGUGCCGACGACGGGGAGAUCGACGACACCGGAAAUGACGACGGAGCGAGUGCGUAAUGUAUCGACGGCGCUGCCGAGUGAAUCGUCGUUCGAGGAGACGACGAGUCAGCCGGAGGACGGUUUCGCGGCUUAUUCGACGGCGUUGAGUGUGACGAUAGCGAUCGGCUGUAGUUUAUUGAUUCUCAACGUUUUGAUAUUCGCGGGUGUUUAUUAUCAGCGUGACAAGCAUCACUGCCCGAAGAAGCGUCAGGAGAACGGUCAAAUGCCGAACAACAUUUGUGGGGAGCUCGAGACGAAAACGUCGGCGGAACGUCACCACAUUCAGCACAUACCACCGCCCGACUUCGCCGACUUGCAGAACAACAGUUGCCACGUGCCAAUGCCACCACCGCCACCGAAGAACACAAAACCGAUGAAGUCUGGCCAACAGAAUUUGAUAAUGAGUCCGAAUCAGUUGCAGCAAGAGUCAAUGCCGAUGUCGGACAUCGGUCACAAUCUACAACAAAUAAUGGAGGAAUUGAGAGUCUGACUUUAGGAGAACGGCUCUUCUUAGAGCUGGACAAAUUUAUCAAUUAGGAGUAACCUACGGUGGUUUUUAAUUAGGUGUGACCCAGUGAUUCGAAUUUUCAAGACCAAUCGAAAACAACCCGAAAGAACAAAUAAUUAUAAAUUCAACAAGUCAUCGUGCACUUUGACCUCGAAAUAUCAAAAUGCGUUGAAUCGUUGUAGAUUUUUGAAGAGCAGGGCCCACUGAAAAAGAGACUUUAGUGGCGGUUUAACGCAUUAAUAAAAUCAUGUAAGAAGAACAAUUCGGUGAGUGAAUAUAUCGAGACGUUGCGACGAAAGGAAAUAUCCGCGAGCGAAUUUCUCUUUUAUAGUGUAUGAGAGGCUCAUUUCGAAUGUCGAGUGUUCCUCGAUGCUUUACGUCCUGUGACUAUUUUUUUUCAUCAUUCGAACGAUGCGAGAGCUAUUUUUCGUCAAGAGUAAAACGACGUUACGUUAACUGAGAAAAAAAACACUUUCAAUUGCAUGUACUGAUAGAAUUUCAUUAAAAACGACAACAAAAAUUCACGAUUCGAGAGUUUUUAGAGGAAUAAUCGUGUCAUUUUUAAGCACUGAACGUGCCAUAGCUCAAAAAUCACGAGCCCAAACACAGCGGUAAUAACGGUAAAAACACAUUUCAACAUUGGCCAUCGUGCUCGGAGCGUUGUGUAUGUCAAAACGAACAAAACAAAAUAAAACUAAAUGAGCCAAAAAAUAAUAUUGAUACGUGCACGAAAAUCGAUACUGCCAAAAAUAGUUUUUCAAUGCAAAGAUCCAGUUUUACGAUCUUUACUUGUUUUUUUAUUUUGUUUUGUUUUUUUUUUUUUUUUUUAAUUCUUUUUUUCAUAUUUCUUUCUCGUUUUUCACUGGCACGAGCAAAGUUCUACAAUUGACUUGCAAUUUUGAGAUUGGUUCUAGAAAAGAAUUUCAAUCCGAUUCACCAAAAUUGGAUCGUCGUAUAGAGCGAAGUACUUUGUAAAUAUAUUUAAUAAAUGAAAACAAAAAAACAAAAAUAAAAACAAAAAAGUAAAAAUAAAACAAAAAUGUUUGAAGAAAAAAAAAUGAAAACGGAUAUUGAUACGUUGAUUGGAAGCUCAGCUGAUCUAUCGAUCAUGCUGCAGAAGCACGAAAAGAGUCGAUCCUGAAUGUGAAAAAGUGGAAAGUAGGUCCGAAAAAUCCAAUGUAAUAUAAAUAUAAAAGAAUGAAAAAUAUGAGACUGGAAUGUUUAGAGAGCGAGAUGAAAAUGAUGAUGAGAAGAAGAAAAAAGAAAAUAUUAAAUCAGAAAAUCAACACGUACAGGGCGCAAUUUUAAAUUUGUAUAUAAUUGAUAUUACAAUAAAGUACGUAAACGAUAACUAUCAA
Molecule: messenger RNA, 6681 nt
Organism: Venturia canescens
Lineage: Eukaryota; Metazoa; Arthropoda; Insecta; Hymenoptera; Ichneumonidae
Gene: NLG-3
Product: Neuroligin 3
Exons: 11
Coding region: 2861-5305 (814 amino acids)
Biological process (GO): modulation of chemical synaptic transmission; presynaptic membrane assembly; chemical synaptic transmission
Cellular component (GO): synapse; plasma membrane; postsynaptic membrane
Molecular function (GO): signaling receptor activity; neurexin family protein binding
Source: RefSeq, a predicted model, not a curated record